Crotalus tigris (Tiger rattlesnake) is the source of this 2673-nucleotide messenger RNA. RefSeq names its product membrane-spanning 4-domains subfamily A member 12-like. The coding region runs from base 199 to 894 and encodes 231 amino acids. The transcript has 7 exons. Lineage: Eukaryota; Metazoa; Chordata; Lepidosauria; Squamata; Viperidae. Gene Ontology annotation, cellular component: plasma membrane. The record is from RefSeq and is a predicted model, not a curated record. Gene Ontology annotation, biological process: cell surface receptor signaling pathway.
UCUGACUGCCUGUGACAUCAUUGCUGACAGAAGCCAAUAAGACCACUUUCCCCCUUUCUCUGGGAUACAGCCUGUGGUGGAGCUGAGCAGCCAGGCUAAGCGAGCUGUUAUCCAUGUUCAGCCCGUCUGGCUGAUGCAGCGGACGGUUCAGUUGCUAGGGACCUGAGGGCCUGGGAGCACAUACGCCAGCUGGCUCCCAUGCAGGGAAUGGGGAACUUCCGGCUGGGCAGAAGGACUGUGAUGUACACAGUGGAAACUAUUCCCAAAGGGAAGAACCGAGUGCUGGGGACCAUCCAGAUCAUGACUGGCUUCAUACACAUUAGCUUUGGGAUCAUUCUCAGCACCCUGUCCAGUGUAUAUACCUCAUUCUUUGUAUCUGGAGAGAUUCCCUUCUUGGGAGGAGCAUCCUUCAUUGUUUCUGGAUGUCUCUCAAUUGGUGCUGAGAAGAGUCCUACUGAAUGUGCAGUAAAAGGCUCACAAGCCAUGAAUAUCAUCAGUGCCAUUUUUGCGUUACUUGGAAUAUUGGCCUUUAUCGUAGAUCUGAGCAUAAAUGGGCCAUUUCAUUCAGAUGAUAAUUACGAGUAUUCACUAGUGAUGACAGGCAAUAGGAUCGCCAUUGUGCUGUUGACAUUCACCAUUGUGGAAUUCUGCAUUGCAUCAGCAACUGCAUAUUUUUGGUGCCGGGCAACCCGCUCUGACUCCAAUGAGGCUAUAUUGAUCGACCCAAACACCGUCAGGACUGAUAAUGAAGUUCCUUCUGUAGAAUCUUCCAUACAUUGUCUACCAAGCUCUAAUGAUUAUUCUAGCUGGCAGGCCAAUGAAAACAAAGGGACUGUCUCUCUCUACUUUCUCCUGUACUGUCUCCAUUUAAGCCUGGAACAAGAAGACACGUGACUUGAUAUUUUUUGGCUCGGAGUAAAAGGUAAUGCUUUCUUUUGCAUGGGCUGUAUAUGGAAAUAACAUAUGUGACACGUGGAUUGCUAAGCUAUCAAAGUGUGGUUCAAGGACAAUCAUGAUACUUUGUUGGAAAUAGUCACAAAAUAGUUGGUGACCCAGACUGAGAAUAUGGAAGUGAAGCCAAUAGAUGCCCAAUGUGGACAUUAAUGCAUCUUUUCAGCUCUGACUGGCUCUGUUAUUAACUUGGUACCCGUUGAAACCGAAACCAGUUCAUGAUGUUAAUUUCUAUUGGCCAAAGUCCUGUGUUGCAGCUGAUUAAUAAAGACUCUACCAUUCUUAGGUGUACUGGCAAAUGUCCAGUAUAUGCAACUGUCUGGGCCUCAGUCUCUGUAAUUGAUUCCCCCUUAUGUUUUCUUAUGGGAACUGGAGAUCAGAAUACUGUAGAAAGUAGCAUCUGCAGAUUAAUUUGAGCAAAGCUGAUUGGCUUUAUAUGAAGCAUAUCUGCAACUUUGGAUGCUUGUUAUUCUGUUUGCCAUUCAUAUUUGCAUUUAGUACAUUAUAUUAAGAUAUUCAUAGAACAGCCUUGGGAAAUAUUCCAUCCUUUAUUCUUUGCAAGUACCGCUUUUUUGUGACAGUCUCACUUGCAGCUUUGCUGAGCCAAAAUUGCUGUUUCAGUUUCUUUUCACUGGCUGUACCAUAUAAGAAUGUUUCCUCAGAGGGCAAAGCGCUCCCACCCCAGAACGUUAAAUCCUAGUUCAACUUUAUGUAUUUCAAAGUUGGACAUGCAGUUUAAUACCUCCAUGUCUUAUAAAGAAAAAAAAUGGCACAACUUUUAGUGGAUAUCCAAAAAUCUUGGGCAGUAUUUUGUAGUAAUCAUUUCUAAUGAUGGACCAGUAACAUUUUUUUAUAUAUCACUGAAGGCCAGCUGUUACCCUGAUGCAGGGUCAGAAACACUGGAAGAAACAUGGGACUAUUACAUGUCUGUUCUUACACUGAUAACCAGACUGAAUUGAUUCUGGAUUUAACCUACCAUUCUCCAAAUGGUUCCCUCCCAAUGUUUAGGACUAUAACUCUAAUUAACUACAGCUAGUAAGUACAGCCAGCGUUCAGGGAGAAUGUAGGGAUACUGUAAGCAAAAUUAAAAGUGACCUAAGCUUGGAAAGGCUGGCUUAGAAGAAAUGGCUUUUCACUUAAAAAUGUCUGCUGCAAGAAGGAAAGCAUUUAGACUGGAUCCUGACCCUUAGCCAAGUAUGCAGCUUCAAUGCAGAAUGCAGGAUUGCUACCUAAUCCAUCAGGAAAUUCUCUUGGUCACACAGCACCGAAAUGAGUUAGAGAGUCCAUAAAAUAUGUGAUGUUUGUGAACAUGGAUCAUGGAAUUUGCAAUGGGGAAUUUGAUAGACCCUGGCCUUGGCCUUUAAAAAUGUUGGGUUGAGAUGUUUUCCCCUUUGUUUGUUUCUGGCUGCAUAUUAUGUAUUUUGUACUGUUUUAAGAGUUUGGAAUUAUCUGGCUUGAGAUUGGUUUCCUUGGCUUCUAAGCAUCUUGACUAAUUUUUUUUCAGAGCACGUUUCAAGGGAAAUUUCUACAAUUUUAAUACCUUUCUGUGAAACAGGGAUACCUAACUUGGGUGACUUUCCUGAGGUCUGGUUCUUGUAACUGUUUAUUCAAUUUUAGACCAAGUUAAGUCUUAGAUUUCUUCAGUGAUUCACUAUUUUUAAAUCUGACCUUGUUUUUCAUGAAUGUUUUUAAAAACUGCAAUAAAACAUGUACUUGAGACAA